AAAACAACACCCAGAAACGAAGGAAAGCAACCCAUUGCCAACACGAUGUUGCCACGGUUCGUUCUGGUGUCGCUGUACUCUCUCUUUGUUGAAUUCUUCAAAUUCAACCAUCUACGGCGUUUCAAUACGCUCGACCACUCCAAUCAGCAGUCGUCUUGUCUUCUUCAGAUGCGCAAAGUCUCUUUCUUUCCCUACUACACAUCUCAAAUGGGAAAAUUAAAGCUGGUUGCUCAACUUUGGGGGCAGGUUCCUCUUGCCUUGGGUACUUUCUGGCUUCUUCUCUGGACUCCUCACAUCAAGAAUGGGUUCAUGCAAUUGUUUUAAGACAAUGAUUUGCUUAGGAAAGUCAAAAGGUAGUUCAAAGAAAGCAAAGGGAGAUCUACCUUCAGGGAAACUCAGUGCAGUGGAGUCAAACAAUCACAGAGGAAAAGGUUUUAGUGGUGUAGAGAAUGGUAUUAAAAGUGAAAGUCUGGUGUUACCUGGGGUCUCAGUUGAAACAAUUGCUGCAACAAAAAUCCAAACAGCAUAUCGGGCUUAUAAGGCAAGAAAAUCUCUGCGUCGUUUGAAAGGGUUUGCAAAAUUAAAGAUCAUGACUCAACGUCACUCUGUUAAAAAGCAAGCUGAGACAACUUUAACUUAUCUUCAUGAAUGGAGCAAGGUACAGAGUGAGAUUAGAGCUCGCCGAAUCUGUAUGGUGACAGAAGACAGGAUCAGACGGAAGAAGCUAGAGUCACAACAAAAACUUGAGGCAGAGCUCCAUGAUCUAGAGGUUGAAUGGUGUGGUGGCCCUGAAACCAUGGAGGAAAUCCUUGCAAGGAUACAUUACAGAGAAGAAGCAGCAGUAAAACGGGAAAGAGCCCUUGCAUAUGCCUUUUCUCAUCAAUGGAGAUCCAAUUCUACACAGAACCAAGGGCUGGGAAAUUAUGAACUUAACAAAGCUAACUGGGGUUGGAGCUGGAAGGACCGCUGGAUCGCCGCUCGCCCAUGGGAAAGCCGUGUUGGCAAUACACCUCCUAGAAAGUCUCAAACUAAGCAAGCUAGCAAGGUUCAAAAGUACAGGAACUCUUCAACAUCUAAAAGUGCUGUUUCAGUUAAGCCAACAAUGGCUAAUCCAAAAGCUAGGAGAUUGUCUUACUCAGACAUAGAGAAAACUGUGACACAUGAAGUAAAGCUAUAAAUACUCUGGAUGCUAACAAAGAAUGCACACACACACACACACACACACACACACAAAGCAUAUGUCACAUGGGAAGAGCCAAAACUGAAGAGCACUAGUAAGCAUCUUAUUUAUUCAAAUCGGUUUACUCCCUUCUUCUGCACAUACAGAUGGAAGCUGGUGAAAUUCAAACCUUUAGAUUGUUAUUGGUUGGUUUUUGUUUCUUCUAUUUUCUUCCUCAAUAAUGUAUAUUUAAAGUACAGACCAAGAGUCAACUGAAGAGUUCGUCCCCCCCCCCCCUGUUAAUGUCAUACAAAUUCUUGCAGCCAUUGCAUUUGCAGUUAA
Molecule: messenger RNA, 1501 nt
Organism: Prosopis cineraria
Lineage: Eukaryota; Viridiplantae; Streptophyta; Magnoliopsida; Fabales; Fabaceae
Product: protein IQ-DOMAIN 9-like
Exons: 7
Coding region: 302-1177 (291 amino acids)
Molecular function (GO): protein binding
Source: RefSeq, a predicted model, not a curated record